This is a messenger RNA of Durotheca rogersii, 3913 nucleotides long. RefSeq names its product amino acid permease-domain-containing protein. NCBI's taxonomy places the organism in Eukaryota, Fungi, Ascomycota, Sordariomycetes, Xylariales, Xylariaceae. The transcript is spliced from 4 exons. Gene Ontology annotation, biological process: chloride transmembrane transport; cell volume homeostasis; potassium ion homeostasis. The record is from RefSeq and is a predicted model, not a curated record. Gene Ontology annotation, molecular function: potassium:chloride symporter activity. Gene Ontology annotation, cellular component: membrane. The coding region runs from base 178 to 3861 and encodes 1227 amino acids.
GUUCUCGUUUCGGUCGGACCAAGGCGGAGAGGACGCACCCGUCGUAGCCUACAACACUCGGCAGCCUGGCGUUCGAUGAUGAUGUCGUUAGCUAUCGCUUUAACAUCGAGAAUUCUAGUACGCGCAGGCUCGGUGUAGUUACAGGCGGAUUGAGAGGCUCUACGUGAGAAGGACAAGAUGCCUGCAGAAUCCCGAGGAAAUGGAGCGGACAAACCCGACACGGGAGGACCGCCGAGCAGGAAGGCGAAGCUCGGCGCGUUCACCGGCGUCUUCAUCCCCGUUGUCCUAAAUAUCGUCAGCAUUCUUAUGUUCCUUCGUUUCGGCUCCAUAAUAAGUCGAAUCGGCCUGCUUGGCAUGCUCGGUUUGCUUGCUAUAGCAUACGCUAUCAACGCCACCGCGGUCCUCUCCUUGUCUGCCAUCGCGUCCAAUGGCGAAGUUAAGGGGGGCGGUGCUUACUACUUGAUUUCGAGGUCCCUCGGCCCUGAAUUUGGCGGCUCGAUUGGCGUUCUUUUCUACCUGUCUCAGGUUGUCAGCAUAUCCCUCAACAUCGUUGGUCUCAUAGACUGCAUCAAGCUGAACCUCGGGCCUCAGGUACCGCAGGGCUAUUGGGAAGGAUAUGGUAUGCAGACGGCCGCACUCAUCUUCUGUACGGCCCUUAGUCUCGCUGGGCGGACCAUCUUCGUUCAAGCUAGUAGCGGCCUAUUCAGCAUACUUAUCCUAGCCAUCGUCACCAUUCCCGUCUCGGCUUUUAUCAGGCGCCCCUUCAAGGACGAUGCGCUUGGGGUCGAGUUUACUGGAUUGAGCCUCCGCACAAUACGUUUAAACCUAUAUCCUCCCGUCGUUGGCCCGUCAUACCAAGGCGUCGAGACAUUCAGGGAACUGUUUGGCAUCCUCUUCAGCGCCACUUCCGGUGUCUUUGCCGGAGCUUCGAUGUCGGGAGAUCUUCGCAACCCAAGCAAGGCAGUCCCGAAAGGAACGGUGUGGGCCAUGGCUGGAACAUUCUUGCUCUACUUCGUCGUCAUCUUGUCAAUAGCAUCCACCAUUACACGGCCUUCCCUCCUGCGAAAUAUUCAUGUCAUCCCUGCCAUGAGCAUAUGGCCGCCGUUGAUCCUCGCUGGAGAAUGUGCAACGGCGUUCUUCUCGGCCUUGAUGGGUAUCAUUGGAGGUGCUAGACUUCUUCACGCUCUUGGGCGAGAUAGAAUUCUUCCCGGGCUGUCCAUAUUUGGAAGAGGAAAUAGGCGCGGGGAUCCCGUAUUUGCGGUGCUGAUCACCUAUACGAUCGCACAAGUUGCCCUUCUCGCCAACUUGAAUCAAAUUGCAACGCUCGUCUCCAUGGGUUACCAGAUGACCUUCUUAGUUAUGAACUUGGCGUGCUUCUUGCUAAAGAUAGGAUCGGCUCCCAACUUCCGCCCUGCAUUCCGGUUUUUCAGUUGGCAUACCGCUUUCGUCGGAACUAUCCUUUCUGCGGCUGCAAUGCUCUUCAUAGACGAGACCUACGCAAUCUCGGCCGUCUGUAUGCUGAUACUCCUCUUUCUCGUCAUCCAUUACACAAGCCCGCCAAAACACUGGGGCGAUGUGUCCCAGAAUCUGAUCUAUCACCAAGUUCGAAAGUACCUAUUACGACUUAAACCUGAGCACAUCAAGUUCUGGAGACCCCAGAUUAUCCUACUAAUCAACAACCCUCGAAAUCACAUGCAGCUGAUCCAAUUUUGCAACUCUCUCAAGAAAGGAUCUUUGUAUAUCUUGGGACAUGCAAUAGUGACGGAUGACUUCAACUCGGGAAUACAUGAGGCAAAGCUGCAGCAAUCGGCCUGGUCUCGGUACAUUUCAGAAUAUUCCAGGAUCAAGGCUUUUGUCCAGUUGACGAUGUCGCCCACUAUUGUUUGGGGUGUCCGGAAUCUGAUUCUCUCAGCUGGACUCGGUGGGAUGCGGCCCAAUAUAGCCGUUUUGGGCUUCUAUAACAUGGACGAGCUACGAAAGACUCGCCCGGAUACUAAGAUACCGGGUAUUCCCAUUACCUUUACGAAGACGAGGGCUGUAACCAAGGCAGAGGGGAAGGCUCCAAAUCGUCGGCGUGGCGACGCAUCUUCCCGGCUUCUGGACAGCUUCCUUCCAACCGACACGAUCCGUACGGAAGGUAUGAUGUCUGUUACAAGCUACUUGACGAUUCUCGAAGAUCUUGCGCUUCGUCAUCGACUAAAUGUCGCCGUCGGCAAAGGAUUCCAAGCCUUAGAAACCCCUCAUCACGACGGAAGCAACACCAAGAAAUAUAUCGACCUUUGGCCAAUUCAAAUGUCGGCUGAGAUCGCUGGUGGUGAUAAGAGCCUACUGACCACUAAUUUUGACACGUAUACGCUAAUUCUCCAACUUGGCUGUAUUUUGGAGAGUGUGCCCGUAUGGAAGAGGGCGUUUAGACUUCGUGUACUAGUAUUCGUUGAAUACGAGAGUGAAGUCGAAGAGGAACAUGCAAGGUUGAAGGCUUUACUAGAAAAGUUGAGAAUCCAGGCUAUAAUCCGAGUCUUCUGGCUCGCUUCGGGGUACCUUCAGACCUACGAAGCGGUCGUCAACGGCAGUAGAUUGAGCUCCGAAUAUGGCAGUAUCACGGACGAGGUACUGAGGGAUGACGAGUGGUGGCAGGAACUACAACAGUUGAGGGCGGAUGCUUACGGAACGGCUCUAUCGCCACAGCUCACUUCACUAGGGGGUAUAUUUGAAGCUGCUAGGCGCAGACGCAGCUCCGUCUCUAGGCCUGAUGCCCAUGUUGAGUCUCUAAGGAGGCUAAGCGUCAACGAGUGGCUCGAUGGAUCGAGGAAGCCGACCAUUUCUAUGAUUGCGAAAUUGCGUGUCAAUGUCGGCAUCCGUACUCAUCAACUUGGCUCUGCUACAUUCAAUGGCCGGCCGGAUGCCGACUCACCCGAGUCUAGCGAAGAUGAUGACGGUUCUAAUUCAUUUUCAGAUGCCGACUUCAACGAAGCAGCUAGUGAGGCAAGCGGCGAUGAUAUUGAAGAGUUACCCUCGUCGGAGAGAGCCGUCAUGUUGGCGUUUACGGGGCGGAGAACAAGCCAGCGAGGUAUGAUACGUGGAGUAGAUCUAGUAAAGACGCUUGAAGGACCGCGCCCAAAAUUGCUGAGGGCCCCCCCAGCCGCAACUAUGUCCGGGUACGGUACGAUGAACCCAGCGCCGAAAGCAAGUAUUGCGCCCGCCUACACUCCGAAUACAACGCCUGGCCCAGGCAAAGUUGCAACCGGAAUAGCGAAAGCAACCCCCAGACCACACCUUUCACGCCACUCAUCAGCAAGCCGGUUCACCAGCAGGCCGACACCCGAAACUAAAGUGCUGGCAGAAGGCGACUCGGACCCAAUCAUCAUGUUUUCCCACGAAGAGAAUCCGACAUCGCUCCAGGCUAGACGCCCAGUACUUUCGCAGGAUCUGUCCCUGUCAAGAGGGACUUCCGGGAGACCCCCUCCGGAAGCCAGAAUUAGGAACGGACCUGAAUCUAGAUUGACCGAGUCACCACUGCGCUCACGGGACCGACUGGUGGAUACGAAGUUCGAUGUAUUGUGCUGCCCUAGCCCCCAACUGGACGACGGAGACGGUUCAACAUGCUCGACGCAUAGUUUGGCUCUCUCGUUCAACGACUUACCCAGCCGGGCCCAGCACUUGGUCCUCAACGAGCUGAUGCGCCAGCACAGCAGCGACACUGCGGUGUUGCUUACGACGUUGCCAAUUCCCGAGGAGGGCACGGGUAAGAGCGAGGAAGCUAGUCUGAGAUAUCUGAGCGACAUCGAGGUCCUCUGUCACGAACUCCCGCCGGUUCUACUCGUGCUAAGUAACAACAUGACUGUUACCGUCGGCUUGUAGUGUAUAUACACCGGCCAUCAAUAGGGGGUUUCACUUUAGGAUUUAGAUCACU